Talaromyces proteolyticus is the source of this 3738-nucleotide messenger RNA. Its product is annotated as ankyrin repeat-containing domain protein. NCBI's taxonomy places the organism in Eukaryota, Fungi, Ascomycota, Eurotiomycetes, Eurotiales, Trichocomaceae. The record is from RefSeq and is a predicted model, not a curated record. Gene Ontology annotation, molecular function: protein binding; catalytic activity. Gene Ontology annotation, biological process: nucleoside metabolic process. The transcript is spliced from 3 exons. The coding region runs from base 1 to 3738 and encodes 1245 amino acids.
AUGUCCAAGAAACUGACUCAUGAUGACUACACGAUGGGAUGGAUCUGCCCGUUGGAGGUGGAGCAGGUUGCUGCAUUGGAGAUGCUGGAUGAGGAGCACGAGCGUCUGCCACAACCUCCGACUGAUCACAACGUCUACAGUCUCGGCAGCAUCGCCAGCCAUAAUAUCGUAAUCGCAGGGCUCCAUCAACCAGGCAACAACCCCGCGGCUACGGUCGUUACUCAGAUGCGGAUGACAUUUCCAAACCUGAGACUCGGCUUGUUAGUCGGUAUCGGCGGUGGCGUUCCUGUCAAGACUGAUUGCGGAAUGAUACGGCUAGGCGAUGUCGUGGUUAGCAAGCCAGUAGGCAAGCAUUCUGGAGCAGUGCAAUAUGACCACGGAAAAGCCAAAGUCGGCCAGUUCGAACGCACCGGAGCUCUUGCCCCGCCGCCUGCGGUGCUACUCAACGCAGCUCAAGAUCUUGCAGCAAGGCGAGCUAGGUCGAGCAAGGAUCCCCUCAAAGAGAAUAUCAAGAAAAUCGACACGAGUAUUCGAGGACUCCAAAAGUACAAAUAUCCAGGUGCAGAAUAUGAUUAUCUCUAUCCAUCAGACUAUAUACACGAAAAGCCUGGAGUGUCUUGUGCGGAAUGUGGAUGCGAUCCUUCGAAGAGGAUCCAGCGAAUGACCGACGACAACGAUAAUGAACCGUAUAUCGUCGUCCAUAGAGGAACAAUCGCAUCUGGGGAGCUAGUGGUCAAGAGUGCUAUGCUGAGAGACUCGUUAGCAAAGGAAGAUGGAGUCCUGUGCUUUGAGAUGGAGGCAGCUGGCGCCCUCGCCGAUUUCCCUUGCAUUGUCAUCCGCGGUAUUUCAGACUACUGCGACUCACAUAAGAAUGACCAAUGGCACGGAUAUGCGGCGAUGGUAGCGGCAGCAUAUGCCAGGCAGCUUUUCUUCCAUAUGCCGGUCGACGAAGUAAAGCGCUAUAUCUCUGAAACUGCGGAGACGGACAUCCAUUAUGUGAAACUUCGGUCUGACAACCAAGGCCGUCAGGACAUCCUGCAUUGGCUCACGCCAGUUGACUACGGGUCCCAGCAGAGCGAUUAUCUCAAAAUGCGGCAACCAGGAACUGGCCAGUGGCUCUUAGAUUCAGCAGAGUACCAAGUAUGGCUGAAGACCAAUAAUCAGACGCUAUUCUGUCCAGGCAUUCCAGGGGCGGGAAAGACAAUCAUUUCAGCUGUCGUUGUAGAUGACCUCGCUACCCGGUUUUCUAGUGACCCAACCGUCAGCAUAGCGUACAUCUACUUCAACUUCCGGCAGCAACAGAAGGUCGACGACUUGAUGGCGAGUCUGCUGAAACAGCUAGCUCAGGGCCAGACCUCCCUACCAGGGAGCCUCGAAGCUCUUUAUGCUCAGCAUAAGACAAAGCGAACGCGACCAUCACUUGAUGAGAUCUUGGGAGGUCUCCACACUGUAGCGACAAUGUAUUCGAGGGUUUUUAUUGUCGCCGACGCACUUGAUGAAUGCCAAGUAUCCGAUGAUAGCCGGACAAGAUUUCUAUCAGAGCUUUUUAACCUUCAGACACAGCACGUAGUGAACAUUUUUGCAACGUCGAGGUUCAUUCCACAGAUCAUUGAUCAGUUCAACGGUAGCAUGUCAUUAGAGAUCCGUGCCCAUGAUGAAGAUGUGCGACAAUAUCUACAGGGUCGUAUCACACAAUCAGAAUCAAAGUUUUUAAAAACCUACUGUGAAGAAAUCAAAAACGAGAUUACAAAAGUAAUUAAUGGAAUGUUUCUCUUAGCACAGCUUCAUUUUGACUCGAUAAAAACAAAGAAAACACCAAAGAAAGUCAAAAAUGCUUUGGAAACCCUUCCAACGGGUGUCACAGCAUACAGCUACGCAUAUAAGGACGCCAUGGAACGAAUCAAGGCACAAGAUACAGAUUCUCGGGAGCUUGCAGAGCAUGUCCUAUCGUGGAUCAUCCAUGCUAAAAGGCCACUUAUUAUAGCUGAGCUUCAGCACGCGCUUGCUGUAGAAGUUUGCGAGCCCGAAUUUGACAAGGAGAACCUCCCACAAAUUGAAGACAUGGUCUCUGUGUGUGCUGGAUUAGUCACAGUCGAUAAGGACAGCAAAAUCUUUAGGUUAGUACACUAUACUGCACAGGAAUACUUUGAGCGGACAUGGUCUUCGUGGUUCCCUAACGCGCAAACUGAUAUAACGAAAAUUUGCAUCACUUAUCUGUCAUUCAAUAUUUUUAAUAAGGGCUUUUGUUCGUCGAACGAAGGGUUCUACGAGCGACUACGGACGAAUGUGCUUUAUGACUAUGCUGCGCGAAAUUGGGGACACCAUGCUUAUACAGCCUCUCCAGAGGCUAAUGAGUUGAUUUUAAGUUUUCUUCAGAAUGAAGCCAAGGUAUCCAGCGCCCAUCAGGCGAUGAUGGUUAAUAGAAACAAUCAACACAUGCCAAGGGAGAUGCCAAGGGAGGUAACGGGGCUACACCUUGCGGCAUUGUUUGGAUUAACGAACACAAUACAGGCCUUGCUUGAGGAUGGGCAUGAUCCAGAUGCUAAGGAUACGGGCGGACGAACACCACUGUUGUAUGCGGCCAGGAGCGGGCAUGAGGAGGUUGUACAGCUGCUGCUCAAUGGCGGCGCUGACAUCAACGCGAAAGGGCAGGGACCCGGUCGCGACGGCGGCAACCACUACUAUUCCUACUACGACCAGACGGCACUGAUGUAUGCGGCUAGGAACGGACACACGGUUGUGGUGCGGCUGCUGCUGGAGAAAGGCGCUGACAUCAACGCGAAGGGCAGUGGUGACCGCAAUGGUGAUGACGAUCACUAUGGUCAGACGGCGCUGAUAUAUGCCAUUAGUAAUGGGCACGAGGCAGUAGUGCAGCUGCUGCUCAGUAGAGGUGCUAAUGUCAACGCCGAGGAGGGGUGCCACGAUGGUGAUUCCGUCUACUUCACCGAGUACGAAGGUCGGACGGCGUUGAUGUGUGCGGUUAGGAAUGGGAACGAGGCGAUGGUGCGGCUGCUACUCGAGUACGGCGCGAGGGUCAACACGGGGGAGCACGGAGGCUCCAACGGCUACGGCUGCUACGACAACGAACACCCCACGUACUACAAUCGGACCGCGCUGAUGUAUGCGGCUAGGAAUGGACACGAGGCUAUCGUCAGACUACUGCUCGAGGCCGGCGCUGAUGUCAACGCGGAGGAGGAUGGGAGCCGCUACGCCGCUGGUCGCAACUAUGAGGACCAACACCCUAACUACAAUGGUAAGACGGCGCUAAUGUAUGCGGCUAUAAAUGGGCACGAGGCGGUGGUGCGGCUGCUGCUCAGUAGUGGCGCUGAUAUCAACGCCAAGGAGAAAGGCCACGACUGCUAUGGCGGCGGCGACGACGCCUAUGAGUACGACGGUCGGACGGCGCUGAUAUAUGCGGCCAGUAAAGGGCACACAGCGGUGGUGCAACUGCUGAUCGAGAGCGGCGCCGACGUCAACGCGGAGGAGACGGGCGGCUAUGACUUCUACGACUACAACAUCAACGACGACAAAGGCAACGACUACGGUCGGACGGCGCUGACGUAUGCGGCUAUGAAGGGGCGCGAGGCUGUCGUCAGGCUGCUGCUCGCGAAAGAUGGAGUCUAUGUGCACUCCAAGGAUUCUACUGGCCAGACGCCGCUGUCGUAUGCUGAAAAAAGGGGUCACGAGGCAGUGGCAAGCCUGCUGCUGGGGAAAGGCGCUGAGAAAGCACAAUCAUAA